This is a messenger RNA of Phalaenopsis equestris, 2479 nucleotides long. RefSeq names its product AUGMIN subunit 6-like. Gene Ontology annotation, molecular function: microtubule binding. Gene Ontology annotation, cellular component: HAUS complex; mitotic spindle microtubule. The transcript has 14 exons. The record is from RefSeq and is a predicted model, not a curated record. NCBI's taxonomy places the organism in Eukaryota, Viridiplantae, Streptophyta, Magnoliopsida, Asparagales, Orchidaceae. Gene Ontology annotation, biological process: spindle assembly.
GAGAGAGAGACUCCACUGAGGAGUGAGGAGAGAGAGAGGCUCUGCCGAGGUACAAGUAGAGUUUGGUAUGAAGUGCGAGAGGAGCGAACAGUUUUCUCUUCGGUAGAAAUGGCGACGGACCGUGAAAAGGAGAGAGAGGCAGAGCUGGAGAGUGCUAUGUACACGAAUUGCCUGCUACUCGGCCUGGAUCCGGCUAUCAUUGGCGUGGGCGGGGCAGGAGGGAGUCCCAGGGUCGGCCAUUUCCGGCAUUCCAACCCUAGAUUGGGGGAAAAGCUUCUAUACUUUCUUCUCUCGUCCUUAAGAGGGCCCGUCCAAUCUGCCAAGGAUUUCGAUAAGGUGUGGCCCAUUUACGAUUCUGCUCAGUCCCGAGAUUUUCGUAAGAUUGUGCAAGGUAUAAUAAGUGAGCUGGAGCCACAAGGGGCACUUCAUUAAUAGCAAUAUGGCCCUCAUUCCUAUUCUUUGAUUUCUCUCAUUUUAUGUUUGCUGCAAACCAGAUUUGUUGAGCUCUUAUGGCAACUUUCUGUGCAUGCAUUGAGGGAGGUUCAUAGUCGCACAUUUGCUGCUGAUGUAGCUUCUAAUCCACUUCCUGCUUCACUAACGGAUGCAUCUUAUCUUCAUGCUGCAGCUUUACUUCCUGUAACCAAGGCAAGGAUUGCACUUGAGAGAAGAAAGUUCCUAAAAAAUGCAAGUAUUGCUGUACAUAGGCAAGCUGCUUGGUCCAACUUAGCUAAUGAAAUGACUGCAGAAUUUCGUGCUCUUUGUGCUGAAGAGGCAUAUUUGCAGCAAGAAUUAGAAAAACUGCAGGAUUUGAGAAAUAAAGCAAAGUUAGAUGGGGAAUUAUGGGAUGAUCACAUCUCCACUUCUAGUCAGAAUGCCCAUCUGGUUUCGAAAGCAACCCGCUUAUGGGAGUCCUUAUUAUCUCGAAAGAGUCAACACGAGGUGCUUGCUUCAGGUCCUAUUGAGGAUCUAAUAGCACAUCGUGAGCAUAGGUAUCGCAUCUCGGGGUCAUCUUUACUUGCAGCCAUGGAAUCAGGUUCUUAUGUUUCGUAUCCAGAUUUGCUCUCUGCUCAUGCUAGUGAACUGUCUUCAUCCACUGAUGCUUGUGAAAAAGUCGGUUAUUCUCAAAUUCCCGCAAAGACUGAUAUCUUAUCUAAGACUGAUGAUAGGGGUGUAAGAGUUCAUCAAAUCGUUGAUGUGGCUGAGGUUAUUAGACGUUGGACGCAUGCAUUACAGCGUAUCCAUAAGCAGUCACUUCAUCUGGCCAAAGCUAAUGAUGGAGAGGGCCCAGAGCUACUUCGCAGUACAUUUGAUGAUGGUACCGGUGGACAUGCUGAGUCCUUAGCAGCAACCCUUGCUGAACAUCGCCAACAUUUAGUUAGUAUACAGGGGCUCAUCAACCAACUUAAAGACGCAGUCCCAGUAAUGCAGAAGUCAAUAGCGGACCUGACUGAAGAAGUGAAUAGAAUUUCACCAAUUGCACUAGAUGAAUAUAAUGAGCGAUUAAGCUCGCCAACCCAGGCCCGAAGCAGUGGAAGGAUACAAGAAAAUACAGAUCAACUGGCUGAGAUGGCUUCCAAUCUCUCUCUUCAAUCUGGAAAGGUUUCUGGCAGCCCGCUUCUCAAACUUCCACAUUUGUUUAGUCUUACUCCAAAUUCAUCAGGAAAGAGUAUGCAUUCUGGAAAGCGGCAUGCCACAGCUGCUCCACCCGCAGCUAAGUCAGAAAAUAUUCUUGCAGUGAAGUCAGUAGGCCAACCUUUUGGAAAUGAUUGUGAAGAAGUUGCAGCAGAAGAUGGGGUUUUAUAUGCCCUAAAUAUCAGGCUUGCUGUUCGUGAAGCUGCAUUGUCUGGUCCAUCAAGUAAUUCUGAGGUUUCAGAUGAGAAAAGCAGUGAUGAGUCCGAGCAUUUCUUUGUUCCGCUUUCCACCAGCCUUCCUGGAAAGGAGGCUGAUGCUGUAAUUAGUCACAGAAAACAGCCGCCCUUCUCUCCUGAUAACGGGGAAUGCAUCGACCAAGUGUUCUCUCCUCCGUUUGUGAUGAAUGAUUCAUUCUUUGAGGAUUCCUAUGAAGACUUGCUUGCACCACUGUCAGAGACUGACGCUGCCUUAAUGGGAAGCCCAAGCUGGUUGGAGGGCAACUCAUCUAAUGCUUCAGGAUAGUACAAACUUAACAAGCAUUUGUUCUUUUAAAUAUAAUUUAAUUCACAUCAUGUAAAUUUUAUUUGUUAAUUUCAUUUGAAUCUUUUUCACCCCAGUGAGCAAAUUUAGUCUCAGAUCUUAAUUACGGCCUGUCAAAAAUUGAGCUGAUCUAUCUCCUUUGGUUUUGACUGUUUUUUGAGAGGUUUAAUGAGAGAUUAGUGCAUGUGCUGUUGUAUAUUUGUAACUCUAAUUUUUUUUAAGGAUCUAUGAACAUUUAUAGCACUGGGAAAUAUAUAAUAGCUCUUUUUAAAAGUUGUAUUUUUAACAUUAAUUCCACAUUCAGUUG